GUUGACGUUUAAGUUUGACAGUAUACCUCAGAGUGACAAAAAAUUGUGUAUUGUUAAUAUUUAAUAUUUUCUUUAAAAAUGUCAUUUCAAGACAAAAUUUCAGCCCUAAUGGCACGGCCCGGUCAAGAUCCAGUAGCAAAAGACGAUGUACCAUGGUGGAUGAAAUUUGCUGGAAGAGGAGUUGGCACCUUCGCAGGAUUUGUUGCUAUGUUUUUGGGGGUAUGGGUAUGUGUGACAAUAACUGUAGCAAACCUAUUUGCUGGUCUAUGGCAAAUUUUUGCUGGAUUCUUAUUGGUUUGCUGUGAAGCACCAUGCUGUUGUAUGUUUGUGGAACAUGUACAAAAAUUAGCAGAUUUUAUUGAACAUAGACCAUAUUGGAACAGGGCCGCUGCAUAUGGAUUAUUGGCUUUGCCUCCUUUAAUUUUGAAUUUUGGAAUUUUUACUGGUUUUGGUUGUGGAUUAAUUUUGUUAACUGCAGUGAUAUAUGGUAUGAUGGCAUUGGGGAAAAAGGCAUCAGCUGAUGAGAUGCGACAAGCAGCGCGAGCCGAAAAUGCAGUACCACCUACCAAUACGCGCUCGAAUCUUGUCGCACAUGCGCAGCCGAUCAGUUUUACGGGCACGCCGGUUUUUGACAGUAACGUGUAGACGUGUCUACGAACCGACGUCGUUCCAAUUUUCUAUUUCCUCAUCUAGUAAUUCCCCUUUCCUUCCUAUAAGUAAGAGUUGAAUAUUGACAUGUGGAAAUCUGAGUACUACGAUAUAAAUAUAUUGAAUUUGGGAAUUUGAUAACUUUAUAUAAAUUUAUUUGCUACAUUAUCAAACUGAAAACUUUGGAAAAUGCAUAAAAUUCCUAAAUUAUGACAUUAUUUUUUUGACCAACACUUCAAUUCUUCUUUGGUUUAGGGUUCAGGUGUCGGGGCCUUUAAUAUUUUUAUUAUGUCGAACUCUUACGUCGUGCAGAUUAAAAAUGCUUAGAACAGUAGUUUAUUUUAAAGUACAGAAGUUGUUAUAAAAUUUUUGGAGUUGCGAUGAUAAACACAAAAUGCCCUUGUAGGUAUAAUCAUAAUAGUAUUUAAAUUUCUACAUAUCAAUUUAUAAAUUUUCAAUUUGUAGAUACAUGUGUAUUAAUAAAUAGCUGUAUAAUAUUACUGUAAUUUUUUUGAAAAUUCAUAUACUACAGUUAAAGAUCACUAAAAAAGAAUGGUUUAUACAGCAACUUAAGGCUCAAACGAAUUUUAUCAUGUGCUCAUAUUUUAAAUGGGUUAAAUGUCGAUGUUAUCCGUUGCUGUAUAAAAUGUAACAAUCUGGCUUUUUGAAUAGCAUUAAUCAGAAAAUUAUCUGCUAAAAAAUUUAUUAUUAAAUAAUUAUUUAGGAUGAUUCAUUAAAUUCCAGCCAUUCGUUUUAUAUUGUGUCUUAAUUUUAAGUAUGUUAUUAUUAAACAUAAAACCAAAUCAAAAACUGUUUGAAAAAUAAUUUUAUUGAAGAUAUAAUUGAAUUAUCUUCAUUAACGUUUUAGUUUAACAGCUUCAAUUGGAUUUUAUUGUUUAUUAUAGCAAAGUUUAUACAUAUUGUGAUAUAAUUUAUUAUUACUAGGUGAUAUAUUUUAUCUUGCACCAUUUCUAAUAAAAUACAAAGUUACCUCGAUUUGACUCCAAAUUACAGUUCAAAAGUGUGAUAUAGAAUUUGUGUGAUAAUGUGAAUAAUGAUUUCCAAGAAACUAAGGCUAACCUUCAAUUAGAGUGAUAUUGAAUUUUCUCAACUUACUGACUCUAUACAUUCAUUUUUAUAUGCAUUUUCCUCAGUUAGUUUAUUUUGGUAUUUGUAAUGUCAUUUACUGUAAAUACUUAGUUUAUUCUUUUAUGCUAAGAACAUUGAUGGGAAUAAUUUUACUCUUAGCAAGUAAUGUUAUCCCUUUUAAAGCAUUUCCCUUAGACAGCUAACUCGACAGUUUUUUAAAAAUGAGAUUUUCUCAAGAUUAAAUAUCAGGAAAAGGAAAAAUUCACUAAGACUCCUCAGGACCCUUAGUUAACAAGAUAAACUGUUUCAAAAACAAAAACGUUGCUUGAUAUUCUAAUGCAUCAUUUUGAAAACAUAUUAUAGAACUGUCAAAGAUAACGUGUUAGCUCUAAGGUAUAACCAAACCAAUCUAAGACAUUCGGUGAUCCAAAUUGUCUAUAAUUUUGCUAGUCUCAUUAAUUUUGCCACAUACCUCGUACCUGAUCAAGAAAGAGCUUGAUACAAUGACAAGUUUUGUUUUUGUGAACAAAAUACUAUGAUUUCCAUUUGCUUAGUACAGAUUUUUCAAUUUGUACAAAGAAUCUCAUUGGUUUUCAUAAAUUAACAUGCUCUUUUGUUGAUCUUAUUCUUCCUUAAUAGUCCGGGAGCCAGGUGAUAAUUCGGUUAAUUAUUUCUUUUUGAAAGUUAAUUGGUGAUAUGCAUCAGAGAGUUAUGUAAUAAAGCCGAAAUUCAUUCAUUUCCUCCCAGCUGAAAAUGUGUAAGCUGAUUGUUAAUAUACUGCUGUGAUAUAUGACAAAAAUCGGCUAGCAGUAAGUCGAGGAAAACCUGAUGCAAUAGAUGCUUCAGCUUAACUCCUAGGUAAUAACAUCCAAAAUAUCAGCUGACGGUUUUCCACCGAGAUAUAGCCAGUUGACUUAUAUAUUUAUUCACAUGUACAUAUAAGGUAGCAUCAAUAAAAUCUUUAAUUGAGAGGAAAUCACUGAAAAUAUAAUUUUUUUUUCAUGUUCGAGGCGCCAAUUGACGUAAAAUACACAUAGUAUAGUCAGCUGAUUAUUUGUUUCCUCGAGAUAUUGGAAUAGCUACAGUUUCACAAUUUUUUAGUUGGGAGGAAAUGAUAAUGCACUUUGUCACAUUCUAUUGUUUUAUACAACCAUAUUCUAAAUGGUAUCUACUUUAUGUGCUUAAUUUCUUUAUUAAACUUUUUUUAGCUCAAUUUAAAAAAAAAUGUCAUUAUUGACACUUUUAUCAUUGUUUUAAUCUAUCAUUGUUUUAUAUAUCCUUUUAGUUGGAAAAUGUCAUAUAACAAAGAGAAGUAGCAGUAGGCCAAUUAAAGAGAUUGCAAGAAAGUUGAAAACAUCGAGAGGAGAAACUUGGAUAAUUAGCUUAUCAUGAACCCGAUAGUACGUUAGUACUAUAUAUAUUUACAGAAAAAGUUCAAAUCGAGGUAUCCUAUUAUUUUUCUAUGAGACAUUACAUAUUCUCAACUAUUGGAUCCAUUAAUUCCAAAUUAUCUUCUACGAUAUAUUUUUGUAAUUAAAGUUUAGUUUUUAUUAAUAACCGUUUCAUCUGUUGGUGUAGUAUUUUUCACAAUCUAAGAAAUUACCUUUACUACCGAAACCUAUAUAAAAUUCGAUAAGACCCAAAAGUUGUAAAUUAUUGGUAGAGUAUUGUGCAGAGUCGCACUAUUGUGUUAUAAUAUCUGGCUUUUUACUUUAUAGUUUAUAUUUAAAUUUGAGUUACAUUGUUAUAUAAUUGGGUUUACCGUUCGCGGGUGACGUUUGACGUUCAUAGCUCAUUCUACAUCCUAUUGAUAAACUUUACAUUGCUGCCAUUGAAAAUUUUGUUAUUCUUUUUGACGGGUACUGCUUUUUGUUUUCGUGAUAUUGUUGUUUGAAAUCCUAUAUUUAUGGACGAUAUUACAGAAAAUAACGAACGACCCAUAUUAUGACAGGUGUAUCAUGAGAGUUGUACCAAGUCUCAUAUUUGUAAAUUAUAUUUCGGUUUCUCAAUCUAGCAGUAUUUAUUGUUUCGAGAUAUUCUAUUAUGAGUUUGUGCAAGUGCUGCGACUCCAUUAUAACUUGCUUUUCGUUUAUUCUUUUGCAUAAAAACCCCAAACGACGUACAGUAUGCCGCAAAGUUGUAGUGGAACAAUUAAUCUCACCAUAAGGUUUCUGGAACAGUCUGCAAGUGAUAAUCACGUUGGCACUUUUUGUUCUGCAUGCAUUCCAUGAAGAUUAAAAGAAAUAAAUGCACUUUGGUGCACUAUUGUCUUUUCGUGUUUUUUAAGGAGGUAUCUACUAACAAUUUUUCAAACUGUAGUUUCAGGAAUUCUCAUUAAUGAAAAGUAUAUUUCGUGACUUCACUUUACUAACUUUAAGUAAAUAUUUUUAACUAUCAUUUUUACCUGAACAGGCGAAUAUUUGCUCUGUUUGAUCUACAUUAUAAGAGAUACUAUCGAACUAUAUGAUACACACUGUUUCAUGGCUCGAAAUGAACUUAUACAAAGUCGUUGGGACCAUACAUAAUCCGACCCUGUUAAAGUCAUGUUUAAAUAUAAGGGUAUUCUAUUCUAUUGCAUUUCAUGUAUUAACUGGAGACUUUUUUAGAUCGUGAAAAAUUCUAUAAUUUCAAUUAACUUCAAUUUGUUGUGAUUUAUGAAAGUUAAGAUAUUCUAUUUAAAAAAAAAGUUAUAACAAAUACAAAACCGUAUUUCGUUAUUAAAUCAUAUCUAAAAGACUUUUCAAUACAAAUUCAAUUGUAAAAUUGAUUUGUACAAAAAAUAUGUUUAUGUAUGCCAGCAGAUAAAACUUAAAUCAUUGUUUAUGAUUUUUUUUAAAUAAUAUAAUGGCUCAUUUAUGUCUGUUUUAUAGAAAUUCUCAUCUCUUUAUUUACCGCGAAUCGUUUAUUUUCUAAGAUGACGUAAUAAUAAGGAAAAAUUAUAUACAGCGAUAAUCUUUGAAUUUCCAUUGUUAUUUAUAGCAUUAUGUUAUUCAAAUUGAGUCUGAUAACAUAUAUCAAAAAAAGAAAAAACCUCCAACUUAAAUUAUUUAACGUUUCCCUUGGUAAUUAUCUUAUCGAGGUUCUACUGUAGUAAAACAAUAAUGGAAAUUCGUUUAAUUGAAAUUCUCUCAGUUUUAAUGACCGUUUGGUUAUUUUAACUAUGCUUUUACGUCAUUUUGCAGUAAUAAUGAAUGGUAAAUAUUAUAGCAUCCAUCGAACUUUUUUGUUCUUAUAUGAUUAGUAUAUAUUGGUCUGAUCUAUUAAAGACUGUAUAUUUGAAUAUUGGUAGAUUUUUACAUCCAAUACGUAUUAUUUUAGUUUAAAUUAUAUUUUUGCUCAAUAUAUUUAUUUGGUUGCUCUUGUAGGUAUAAAUAAAGUAAUUAAUAAUGUUUUAAAUGUAUUCCAUUUUUGAAAAUAGCAAAAAAAAACAUCAUUCCGAUGACUGUGGUUAAUAGUUUAAAAACCGUAACCCUAUAGAAAGUAGUGCUUCUUUUAGUUGAAUUUGUCCAGCGUGUAAGCAAGAAUAUUCAGGUGUAGAAGAUUGGUAGCUGAAAAAACAUAUCACAAAGUGAGUUCUAUAGAGAUUAUUCAUAAAUGGAAGUCAAAUAUGCCAAAAAUAUUUAAUUAAGUAGUAUUGGUAUAAAGAGCAAGUUGUUUUUCUUUAAUCAGAAGUGAGAUCAGGAACUGAACAAUUUGAAUCAGAAAGAGAUCAAAACCAGCAUAAUUUGAUUAAGAAGUGUAUUUCCCAAGAGUUACAUCACUGUGACCAACACUUAUUUGAAAGAAAUUGUUUCAAUAUUGUGCUGCUAGUCAAGUUGAAAUUAUUUUAAAAAAUAAUGUACAAUCGGUAUAUUUAUGAAUCUUACAUAGUAAACAAAGUAUACAAUUGGAAUUAACAUUUCUGUAUACUUUUGAGUCAUUCUGUAUGUUAAUUAUUGUGAAUAUAAUAUUUUAUAUCCGCUAUUUACGUAUAUUAUUUUGUAUAGUGAUAAGAACAAGUCUUAAAAAUAUUUAAAAUGUUUUCGUUACCUUUAUUGAAAUCCAACUUGAAAUAGGAUAAUAUAGUGAAUAUUCUUUUGUUGAAAUUGUUUAUUCAUGUGUUGCAGCAAUAAAUAAAAUUAUCUUAUAUUAA
Diorhabda sublineata is the source of this 5869-nucleotide messenger RNA. It is a transcript of the gene fwe, whose product is annotated as calcium channel flower. The transcript is spliced from 5 exons. The record is from RefSeq and is a predicted model, not a curated record. The coding region runs from base 79 to 645 and encodes 188 amino acids. Gene Ontology annotation, biological process: vesicle-mediated transport. Gene Ontology annotation, cellular component: membrane. NCBI's taxonomy places the organism in Eukaryota, Metazoa, Arthropoda, Insecta, Coleoptera, Chrysomelidae.